AUGCAUAAGAAGAGGGGAACAGGGCGUGGGCUCGGUGCACGCCUCCCCCAAGCACCUUGGCCGGCCCGCGCCAAGACUGCCCGCGAGCCGGCCUUGGCGCUUGGAGGUGGGCCGGUUCGCUGGCGUACCGGCCCUCCUCCAAGUGCCAAGGCUGGCUCGCGGGCUGUUGGCCUUGGCGCUUGGUGCGGGCGCCGGUCUGCCCCCAAGUGCCAAGGCCGGCUCGGGCCAAAUGCCCGGGCCAGGCACUUGGCAGCGGCGGUGCUGGGCAGCAGUGGCCCUAGGCAGCAGCACUGCGCUGGGCGUGGCAUGGCAGUGGGCAGCGCUCGGCAGCCCUGGGCAGUGGCGGUGCUGGGCAUGGCGUGGUGUGCGCAGCGUGGCGGCGCUGGGCAUGGCGUGGGCGCGGGGGCGCUGGGUGCGGCGGCGCUGGGCGGGGAGGAGAGGGAGUGGAGGAGAGGGAGUGGAGGAGAGGGAGUGGAGAAGGAGGAAAAACUUACUCUUGGCGGCAUUCUGUUCCCGCAGUCACUCUCAAUCUCCCGCGAUACUUUCUGUAAAACCCUAACGCCGGCAGCUGCCCUAACCCUAACCUAA
This is a messenger RNA of Selaginella moellendorffii, 588 nucleotides long. RefSeq lists its product as uncharacterized. The transcript has 2 exons. NCBI's taxonomy places the organism in Eukaryota, Viridiplantae, Streptophyta, Lycopodiopsida, Selaginellales, Selaginellaceae. Bases 1 to 588 code for a protein of 195 amino acids. The record is from RefSeq and is a predicted model, not a curated record.